UCGUUAUAUUGUUAACUAUUGAACCAAAAUUGACAUCCUUUGUAAAAUAAAUCUUCUUAUUCACCAAAUCAAAAUUCAAUCUUGUUUUUUCCGAUCUUUCAAGAAAAUAUCAAUUGGAGCAAGUGGGUAGGAUCUGUUGUUUAGAAGGGCAGAACCGACAUUGUACAUUUCUCACAAUUCGUAUAUUAUCCCCAAGGUCGUUGUCUCUCUUUAAUAUAUCAAUUGGCGCCACCGUGAGCUGCUUAAGACAGCGGCCUCAUCGUCCUCUUACCGAAACCGCGAUCGGAUUCAGCGGUUUCGGACCACUAAUCGGAGAAAUGGAGCUCCGAAGUAUCUGUAAUCCUCUGCGUCAUCUUUCUGUGCUCUCCAAUUGUUCCCAUCAAAUUAAAUCGUCCCGAAUUCGCAGCUUCUCAGUUCGGAGCUGCCGCUUAGACCCCAAUGAAUCACACAAGUUGCAGCUGGUUUUGGAAGUGAAGGAGAAGCUUGAGAAAGAUUAUCAGAGUCUUCCUGUAGGGAAAAAUGGAAGAGAUGAUGAAGAUAUGAUCCUAUGGUUUCUCAAGGACCGCAAGUUUUCAGUCAAAGAUGCUGUCGAAAGAUUGAAUAAAGCAAUCAAAUGGCGUCGAGAAUUCAGAGUGUCAGAAUUGUCUCAAGAUUCGGUGAAGGGUAUAGCCAAAACUGGAAAAGCUUAUGUACACGACUUUUUUGAUGUUAACGGCAGACCCGUUCUCAUAGUGGAUGUUUCUAAGCAUCUUCCUGCUGUGCAUGAUCCUGCUGAGAAUGAGAAGCUCUGCGUGUUUUUGAUUGAGAAGGCGUUGAGUGCCCUUCCAGAAGGGAGCAAAGAAAUACUAGGAAUCUUUGAUCUACGAGGGUUCGGUAGAGAAAAUGCAGAUUUAGAUUUCAUAACAUUUUUGUUUGAUGUUUUCUACUACUAUUAUCCAAAGCGAUUGGGCCAAGUCCUCUUCGUGGAAGCUCCAUUUAUAUUCAAGCCAAUUUGGCAGCUCGCCAAACCGUUGUUAAAAUCUUAUUCUUCGCUGGUGAGGUUUUGCUCCGUGGAGACCGUCAGAAAGGAGUAUUUUACAGAAGUGACGGUGCCUGCUAAAUUUAGAGACUGAGAAAUGUUACUCUCAAGUUUUGACUUGAUGCACUAUAGUUCAUUUUUUUUGUACAAAAAUAUAUGGCUUUCAAUAUAACAAAUUUCACUCGACAAGAAGUGUCGUGCUUUUGAGUUUCGGUAUUUAGCAAAAGCGUCGUGCCUUUGGCUAUGGAUAUUAUUUGUUUUGAGUUC
Pyrus x bretschneideri (Chinese white pear) is the source of this 1285-nucleotide messenger RNA. Its product is annotated as motile sperm domain-containing protein 2. The record is from RefSeq and is a predicted model, not a curated record. The transcript is spliced from 6 exons. NCBI's taxonomy places the organism in Eukaryota, Viridiplantae, Streptophyta, Magnoliopsida, Rosales, Rosaceae. Bases 318 to 1112 code for a protein of 264 amino acids.